This is a messenger RNA of Alternaria atra, 2010 nucleotides long. RefSeq lists its product as uncharacterized. The transcript has 7 exons. The record is from RefSeq and is a predicted model, not a curated record. Bases 1 to 2010 code for a protein of 669 amino acids. Lineage: Eukaryota; Fungi; Ascomycota; Dothideomycetes; Pleosporales; Pleosporaceae.
AUGGCGCGCAAAAACCCAGAGCAGUCACACCUAUCGAGCGUUUCACCUCAGGUAUCUACACAAACACCUAACAACAACCCUAUGGAUUACGGAGCCGUGUCGCGACGUCCGAAUCAUGUGACUAAGAAAUUUGUCUUGUGCUUUGACGGUACGGGUAACAAAUUCUCGGGCACAGAUUCAGAUAGCAACAUCCUUAAGAUUUAUCGCAUGCUCGACCGCAAUGGGGAUGAUCAGUUUCAUUAUUACCAGCCUGGAAUCGGCACCUAUGUCACGAAAGCCAAUGGAUCCAUGACUCGAACAGGUCGAUGGGAGAAGUUCCAGUCAUGGUAUGCGAAGGCGAAGGACAGUGCAAUAGGGACAUCAUUUGAUCAGCACGUUAUGGCAGGAUAUAAAUUCCUGAUGCGAUACUAUACACCUGGUGACGACAUCUUCUUCUUCGGAUUUUCGCGUGGUGCAUACACCGCUCGUUUCCUUGCGGAGAUGCUUGAUCACGUCGGCCUCCUCUCUGCUGGAAAUGAAGAGAUGUGCCAAUUCGCAUGGAAGACAUUCCAGAAGUGGCAAUGUCGAUUGCCGGAGGAGAAAGGGAGCAAUGGGCGCAAACCUGGCGAGAAGUCGGAGAAGUCAAAACUCUUGGAAUUCAUGUGCGCAUUCAGGGAGACUUUCAGCCGCCCAGUCAAACCCAUACGCUUCCUUGGUCUUUUUGAUACAGUCAAUAGCGUACCUGCCUUCGAGAACGCAUGGAUGCAACGCAGCAGGUUUCCCUACACCGCAAGGAGCAGCGCGAACGUUAUACGACAUGCGGUUUCAAUUGACGAACGACGCGCAAAAUUCAGACAAGAUCUCAUCUCCCAGGAGAAGCCAGACAGAUCGAUGUUAUACAAGCACCGCCACCACAGAUAUCGGCAGCACAUGAAGGAUCUGAUGCACAGUGGUCAUGAGGAUCAUGAUUUCGACGAGAAGGACCAUGAGGAACAGGAGGAUAGAGGUCGGCGGGAUACAUUGGCACCGCCUGAACGAUUCAGGGAUCCACAUGAGACGUCAGGCGUGCGCAGCCGGAGCGCGGACCGCUCACAGCUCGAUGGUGCUCACGGCUCCGCUACUCCUUCGAUGCGAUCGUUUGACGCCGCGGGAACUUUUAACACCCAAGACGAAGAUGCGGAACAAGACAUCCAGGAAGUUUGGUUUCCCGGAUGCCAUGCGGAUAUCGGUGGAGGCUGGCCCCUCGGCGACGAUGAUGCAGCUUUGAGUCAUGUAGCACUCGUAUGGAUGGUGCGCGAAGCUCAAAAAGCUGGUCUCGAAUUCGACGAAGACAAACUAGAGGCUCUGAGCUGCUGCCACGAGGAGCCCACCACCGCUGUUACGCAAGCACGGAACAACAUACCGAUGAUUUCAAUCGAUCCUGCAUCACCCUCGCCUGUCAUCCCCCGCCUAAACUCGGACGCGCCAUCCGUCGACACAGCUGGCUACACCGACGAUGACAAUAUUCUUCACCACCACCGCGAACACCCUAACACGCACUUCCAUAACCAUCUCCACAGCGCCGCAACCAGAGGCCGCAUUCAUGACGUUCUACAGUUCAACAACGGCGCCAAUCGAAUGGGCGUCGUUUCGUGGAAUAUAAUGGAAUAUCUACCCUUUAGACGUAUGGAUUUACAAGAAGACGGGACGUGGAAAGCGAUCAGGUGGCCUUUGCCUAAGGGCGAGACCCGUGAUAUACCCGCCAACGCGAUCAUUCACAGCAGCGUAAUUAAGCGUAUGCGCGCAGAUCCAACAUACCGUCCUGGCAAUUUGAUAGUAGGCGGCGGUGGAAGAGGUGUCAGACGCGCACCCAAGGACAUGGGUAUGGGCCAGUGGGUCGUUGCUUGCGAUGAAGGUCAUCCUGUAGGCGAGUGCUUCAUGCGCAGAAACCCACCCGAGAGGACGAAGACGGAGGAGAUGGAGGCGCAAGCGGCUUUAGGUGGCAAGCAAGGAAAUCGCUUUGCUGGACGCAAGAGGUCGACUGUCAAAUAG